AUGCGACACAACUCAGCCUUCGAAUCAGGUUGCACGAACGUUGCUCGAGGGGACCACGCCCCGCCGCCGCUCUUCGCUAUUUCCGAAAACGCCCGGUCAAUGAACAUCCUCCAGCUGCGUCGAUCGGCCGCGGCGGCUCUGGCGACCACCCGCUGCAGGGCUGUCGACUCUGUAGCUGGAAGCAUCGGCUCUCGUGGCCUCUCGAACGUCCCGGCAGCUGGCAAGCAGGACCCGAAGUCCACGUGGGGCGAAGUGAUUGAGAAGAUGUCGGACACGUUCUUCCUGUCGGACGUGUUUCGAGCCACUUGGUUGGCGUGGGAAGUGCAUGUGGAGCGCAAGGUCACGAUCAAUUAUCCGUUCGAGAAGGGCAUGAUCAGUCCGCGCUUCCGUGGUGAGCACGCGCUGCGUCGCUAUCCCAGCGGUGAAGAGCGGUGCAUUGCCUGCAAGUUGUGUGAAGCCAUUUGUCCUGCUCAAGCGAUUACGAUUGAGGCAGAACCGCGUGCCGAUGGUGCUCGUCGUACGACACGUUACGACAUUGACAUGACCAAGUGCAUUUACUGCGGGUUCUGUCAGGAGGCGUGUCCGGUGGACGCGAUUGUGGAGGGCCCGAACUUUGAGUUUGCUACGGAAACGCACGAGGAGCUGCUGUACGACAAGGCGAAGCUGUUGGCCAAUGGGGACAAGUGGGAGUUUGAAAUUGCCAAGAACCUCUCGGUCGAGCAGCUCUAUCGUUGA
Messenger RNA from Peronospora matthiolae, 735 nucleotides. The record is from the annotation of a GenBank genome assembly. NCBI's taxonomy places the organism in Eukaryota, Oomycota, Peronosporomycetes, Peronosporales, Peronosporaceae.